Salvelinus namaycush (lake trout) is the source of this 5672-nucleotide messenger RNA. Its product is annotated as histone-lysine N-methyltransferase MECOM-like. The record is from RefSeq and is a predicted model, not a curated record. The transcript is spliced from 16 exons. Gene Ontology annotation, cellular component: nucleus. Gene Ontology annotation, molecular function: RNA polymerase II cis-regulatory region sequence-specific DNA binding; DNA-binding transcription factor activity, RNA polymerase II-specific; protein binding. Lineage: Eukaryota; Metazoa; Chordata; Actinopteri; Salmoniformes; Salmonidae. Gene Ontology annotation, biological process: regulation of transcription by RNA polymerase II. The coding region runs from base 34 to 3645 and encodes 1203 amino acids.
CUGGAGCCGUCCCCCUUCCACUCUGCCCUCUACAUGCCCCAGGACGAGCUGCCCGUUCCCCCUGACUUCCAGCUGCGCCAGUCGGGCGUCCCCGGUGUCGGUGGCGUCCUGGGCAUCUGGGCACGGAGGACGCUGGAUGUGGGCGAGCGCUUCGGACCAUACGUGGGCGAGCAGCGGGCGUGCCUGAGAGACCCCACUCAAGGCUGGGAGAUCUUGGACGGGUCGGGCCAUGUAAAGUUCUGUGUGGAUGCCAGCGAGCCUGAUAUCGGGAGCUGGCUGAAGCACAUCCAGUUUGCCUCCACGGCCCUCCAACACAACCUGACGCCGUGCCAGAUAGAUGAUCAGAUCUUCUACAGAGUGAUUCGAGAGAUCCAACCAGGAGAGGAGCUGCUUUUGUUCAUGAAGGCAGAGCAGUAUUCAUGUGACACCAUGGCUCCUGAUAUGCACGAGGAGAGACAGUAUCGCUGUGAUGAUUGUGACCAGCUCUUUGAGUCUGUCUCUGAGCUGCUGGACCACCAGAAGGUUCCAUGUGGGACACCCCCCUCAGCCUUCCUGGGGAACCUUGGAGGGGACAGUAGUGACCUGGAGGGCCCUGAGGGCCUGGAGCCCCACGACCUGCACCUGUCCCACAGCCUCAGCCACGACGGUCCCCAGGAGUGUAAGGAGUGUGACCAGGUGUUCCCCGACCUCCAGAGUCUGGAAGCUCACUCUCUGUCUCACUCAGAGGAAAGGGAUUACAAGUGUGACCAGUGCCCCAAGGCCUUCAACUGGAAAUCCAACCUGAUUCGUCAUCAGAUGUCACAUGACAGUGGCAAGCACUACGAAUGUGAAAACUGCACAAAGGUGUUCACAGACCCCAGUAACCUGCAGAGGCACAUCCGCUCGCAGCACGUGGGGGCGCGGGCUCACGCCUGUCCCGAUUGCGGGAAGACCUUUGCCACGUCCUCUGGCCUGAAACAGCACAAGCACAUCCACAGCAGUGUCAAGCCCUUCAUAUGCGAGGUGUGCCACAAGUCUUACACGCAGUUCUCCAACCUGUGCCGCCACAAGCGCAUGCACGCCGACUGCCGUACCCAGAUCAAGUGUAAAGACUGUGGCCAGAUGUUCAGCACCACCUCCUCCCUCAACAAGCACCGGCGCUUCUGUGAGGGCAAGAACCAUUUCACGGCAGGGGGGUUGUUCGCUCAUGCCCAGGGCAUGUCCCUCCCCGGUGUCCCUGGUGCCAUGGACAAGGCCGCUAUGGGUGGGAUGGGGCACAGCAGCGCCAGCCUGGCAGACUACUUUGGGAACCGGCACCACAGCGGCCUGACAUUUCCGACUGCCCCUGGCUUCCCCUUCAGCUUCCCGGGUCUGUUCUCCUCUGGACUGUACCACCGACCCCCUCUCAUCCCAGCCACCUCCCCAGUCAGACGGCCCCUAGGUCCCGGUAUGGAGCACAUCAAGAGCCCCCUCCUGUCGCCUAGCCCCGGAGCCCUGGAGGCCAGAGAACUGCUCAAGACCCUCCGCAAGGAGGCAUUGCCCGGUAGCGAGCAGCCACAGGGGACAGAGCAGCGACAGUCCCAUGGCUCCUCCUCCAAGCAGAGGCACAGCGGCGGCAAGAUGAGCAGCCAAUCGGAGAGCAGCGAUCUGGAUGACGUAAGCACUCCCAGUGGGAGCGACCUGGAUACCACGUCAGGCUCGGAGCUGGAGAGCGACAUGGAAAGCGAAGGCCAGCGGGAGAGGGCACCCCGGGAGAACGGGAAAGGGCCCAAAAGGAAGGCGGGCAGAGGCCCCCAGAGCCCCACCACCCUGAUCAGUAACCACACUAAGGAGUUCCAAGGUAGCCCCGCCUUGUUCCCGCCCUCGCUGGACGAGCACACGGCUGUCUCAGGGGCGGUCAAUGACUCCAUCAAGGCCAUCGCCUCCAUCGCUGAGAGGUACUUUGGCUCCACGGGGCUGGCGGGCCUGCAGGACAAGAAGGUAGGCGCCCUGCCCUACCCCUCCAUGUUCCCCCUGCCCUUCUUUCCAACCUUCUCCCCACCCGUCUACCCCUUCCCAGAGAGAGAGCUCAGACCUCCAGGCCUAAAGGGGGAGCCCCAGUCCCCACCUGACGAACCCUCCAAGAAGCGCCAGAGCAGGACCUCUGAGUCGCCCUUUGACCUUACCAGAAAGCGCAAGCAGGAGGAGAAGGUCCUCGCCCCCUUCGCCCCCGUCUCCAAAUCCAAACCGGAGGCCUCCUCACGUUCCACCAAUCAGGACCAGCCGCUGGAUCUGAGCAUGGGCAGCACCAGGAACCGCAGCAGUAGCCACGCCCCCCGGGGGGAGGAAUCAAAGAAGAUCCACGUGUUUGGAGAAGACAAGGCAGGCAUGGAGCUACCUAAAACCGACACCUCUCUGCAGCACGCCAGGCCCACCCCCUUGUUCAUGGACCCCAUCUACAGGGUUGAGAAGAGGAAGAUGACCGAUCCGUUUGAGGCUCUGAAAGACAAGUACAUGCGGCCCGCCCCCGGCUUCCUCUUCCAUCCACAGUUUCGUAUGCCAGUUCAGAGAUCCUGGAUGUCGGCCAUUGAGAACAUGGCGGAGAAGCUUGAGACAUUUGGUUCGCUUAACCCGGAGUCAGGUGACCUGAUGCGCUCCGUCCCCUCCAUGUUUGACUUCCGAGCUCCGCCCACUGCCCUCCCCGAGACGCUACUGCGGAAGGGCAAGGAGCGCUACACCUGCAGAUACUGCGGUAAACUAUUCCCACGGUCUGCCAACCUGACCCGCCACCUAAGGACACACACAGGAGAGCAACCGUACAGGUGUAAGUACUGCGACCGCUCGUUCAGCAUCUCCUCCAACCUGCAGCGCCACAUCCGCAACAUCCACAACAAGGAGAAGCCCUUCAAGUGUCACCUGUGUGACCGCUGCUUCGGCCAGCAGACCAACCUGGACCGUCACCUCAAGAAGCACGAGAACGGUAACCUCUCAGGCACGGCUGCGUCCUCCCCUCGGUCAGAGCUGGACAGCAGCAGCGCCAUCCUGGACGACAAAGAGGACUCCUACUUCAACGAAAUACGAAACUUUAUCGGCAACACAGGCCAGAACCAGCCGUCCCCUGACCAUUCUGAGGAAGGAUUGAACGGUGGUCCUAUCGAGGAGGAGAAGCCCCUGGUGGCCAGCCAUGGGUCAUGUGACCUGGAGGAGGGGGAGGAGCUUGGCGCCGAGGAGGAGGAAGGGGAGCAGAGCAACAACGCUGACGGGAAACCUAGGGACGAAGCUCUCCCCGGCAACCUAGAUGGUGACAUCCUACACAACGAAAUAGAAUUUGACGGCCCUAGCGAUUUGGAGCUUAACUGCAAGACCUCCCCAAGGAGGUAUGAGGAGGAAGAGGAUCAGAGUAGCUACUCUGCGCUGGAUCACAUCCGUCACUUCUCUGACAUGCAUAAGAUGGAGGACAGUGAGUUCAGUGACGGGGACGGCACCUCCUUCGGCUCCCCCAGCCUGCCUGAGGCUGUCAAACAGCCCCUGUACAGGAAAUCCAAGUCCCAGGCGUACGCCAUGAUACUAUCUCUGGCUGACAAGGACGCACUCCACCCAGCCAACCACACACCAGCCACCAUGUGGCACAGCCUGGCGCGGGCCGCUGCUGAGUCCAGUGCCAUCCAGUCCCUCAGCCAUGUAUGAUACCGCGAUCCCUGACCCCUGACCCCUAACCCCCCCGACCCCGACCUAUCGCACUGAGAAGCCUUGGGGUCCGUCAGCGGGGCCCCUGGCCCUUGGCCCGUCACAGACUGCUGAGCAGAACCACGGCCCAUCUGACUGUUGAGCAGAAUGCCUUACACACGUGCAGGGUCACCGUCCACAGAGAACCGCCCAGCCCUCCAAGAGAUCCAACAAACAUCCCUUCUGUGACCUUAAAUUGAGUCAGUAUGUUUAAUAUCAACGACAACGAUGAUGAUAGUGAUUAUUGACUAUGGUGAUGAAAAUAACAAUGGUAAGUAAUAAUAGCUGUAUUUAUUCUGUUGAGUUCUUACGUUUUGCACAGCAGCGGCAGCUGGUAGGAGGGAUGAUGGAGAUGGUUUUGUUAGAUGUUACAUUGCUAGAGCAUUUCAUGUGUCCACUCAGCUGAGAACAGUCUUCCUCAGUGUGAAGUCGGUUGUAUUUAGAGAACCCAUUCGUGACCGCGGUCCAACCACGGUUUGAUAUGUGUACAGAGUACAGGCCCUACCUAGCCCCACAUAGCCCUACCUAAUCUUACCAGGCCACACCUAAGCAUCCCUAGCUCCACCUAGAACCUCAUAAUCCUACCUAGACCUACCAUGCCAAAAUACAGCUACCUAACCCCACAUGGCCACUCCUAGCAUACCUGGCCACUCCUAGCAUACCUGGCCACUCCUAGCCUUCCCAGCACCACAGCUUCAGACCUUCUCAGCUGAAUUGGAGUAUCAGUGAAAUAUGUUACGAGAAUGAUUCCCUUUAACCCCUGGAUAUAAACAGGUGUUUUCCAUCAACAUGUACUUAUAUAAAUGCUAGGAUACUUGGAAGGGUGGGGCUGAAUAACAACUUGGGUCCAAAUAAACUUCACCUCUCCAAGAAAGAUGGUGCUACAAACGUAUUACGACAAGAUUGUUGAUGAACGAAGAACAAAAGAAAAAUUGAAAACGGAGAAAAAUCGGACUGGUUUUACAACCCAAGAAAGAGUUUGCAUAGCUGCGUGUGUCUGCACAAUCACAGAACUGUACACGAGUGUCUGCAAACUGCGGCUCUGAAGCUGCACUCCGUCCCACCCUGCUGCACUCUCUGUGAAAGGAUCUAAAUAGUUUGUCAUUUUAGUGGAAGUAAAAAAGAAACCACAAUCUUUUUUUUUUACUCUGAAAAAGUAGCAAGUGCUGAAUUAUCGUUGGGCAUCUGGGCAUCCUUCCUCCUUCCCGAAACCCCAAACUCAUCGUAGUCGGCCAACGAUACCACUAAUUAGCCUAAAUGCUAGUUGUUAGCUACCCCCUUCCUCGUGUGUCUUUCAUUUUUUAGACAAUCAUGUUUUCUUGUGUUGUUUUUUUCUACAUUUUUAUUGUUGUUGAUGUUGAUGUUAUUGCUGUUGUAUGUUGAGAAUUGUAUUUAUUUCUUGGCAAACUGUAGUUUGUUUACUGAAUAGCACUGCUCUUACCCAUAGCGAAGGGUAGAUUCCUCGCUGGGGCCUACUCCAGAACUCAAUGGGGUUUGUAGACGACGUUUGAGUGCCGGAUAGUAUUAAACAUACCAUUCACUCUUUAUUCUUCUAUUGAAACUGGUUGAUGAUGAAUAGAUAUUACUUCGGGUUUUUUUGUACGACAAUUUAUUGAUUCAAUUGUAAAUGGAAAAAACAAACAUUAUAAAGACAUGAACAAAUAAAAAGAUGCCAGGUAUAAUUUCUUCAUAAUCGCAUGAUUGGUCUUCAUAGAUCUGUAUCUGGCAGUUUUCUACGGUGGUCUGCAAGCUUGUGUGACGUUCAGUCCAUGUUAAUCCCUUGUGCCAAACCUAUAAUAAAUAACAGAUUAUAUUCAUUUAUCCUCCCAUUUUGAGGGACCAGAUUGUUUGUUUUUUGUCGUUGUUGUUUUUGUUUAUAAUCCAUUUUAAAAAGUAAUCAGCAAGUGGAGGUACUUUGUUUUAAUGCUUUCUACAAUGUAACUGUAAUGCAAUUCAAUUCAAUACUGUGGGAGGAUCAACUAAGAAAU